Messenger RNA from Pomacea canaliculata, 2394 nucleotides. RefSeq names its product armadillo repeat-containing protein 8-like. Bases 35 to 2035 code for a protein of 666 amino acids. NCBI's taxonomy places the organism in Eukaryota, Metazoa, Mollusca, Gastropoda, Architaenioglossa, Ampullariidae. Gene Ontology annotation, molecular function: protein binding. The transcript is spliced from 20 exons. Gene Ontology annotation, biological process: proteasome-mediated ubiquitin-dependent protein catabolic process. The record is from RefSeq and is a predicted model, not a curated record. Gene Ontology annotation, cellular component: GID complex.
GUAAGUAAGUUGGGGCACUAUUGCCAAACUUUGAAUGCAAUUAAUAACCUUACGCGAGAACAUGAUGGAAUGCGAUGAUGAACAAAGUCCUAUAGACAUAAUACUGGGCCAAGAACAGAACCGAUGGAUGGAGUCCAUUGUGUGUGUAAAAAAUCUUGUGAUCGGCAACAAUCGACAAAAAUCUCUUGUAAUCCAGCAAGGCAUAGUUCCCAGGUUGCUGCAAUGGAUGAUUGAUGAAUCUAUACCACUGGAGCUAAGGACGGAGGCAGCAGUGGUGUUGGGGAGCCUGGCUAAAGGAACAGAAGAGAAUAUCCAACAGCUGGUCAAUGCUGGUGCUGUGCCUACUCUUCUCAAAGGUUUGUUUAACAAUAGUCUGCCAUAUGUGGAAGCUUGUUUACGCUGCCUUCGUACCAUCUUUCUUAGUAGUCAUCCACCUGUGUCUGUUGUCUAUCAGGAUGCCACUAUCAUUCCCCAUUUUAUAAACAUCAUCUCAAGAUCAAUAUGUACAAAGGAAUGUAUUGCCAAUGUUCUGGCCAACUGCUGUACGUGCACAGAGCAUCAGAAUAUUUUGUGUGCCAAUGGCGCAAUACAGGCUCUGGCAUCAUUACUCACAUGCAACAUCUACAAGAUUCAAAUGCCAGCACUUAAGAGUUUCGCAGUACUUAGUUUCAACAAUGAAGAUACAUGCAAAGCCAUUGCUUCAGCCACAUUUAAUGGGGAGCAGAUUUCAUCAUUGUUUGGCCAGCUGCUUGCUCAUGACAAGACUUCAGAGAUGCAGAUGGCUGCUGCCAAGUGUCUUACUUAUCUUUAUCGUGGUGGUGCCAUCCCACCCACAGAUAGACUCGUUUCCCACAAAGCUUUGCCAACUCUUGUAAGAAUGUGCAAGAAGGAUCGGACACUUGAGGAAAAUGUUGAAGGAGCAGAAACUUUAUCUUAUCUAAUUGAGAUGGACCCUGAGCUUCAAAAAAUUGCUUCUAUAUCUGAUCACAUCAUUAAAGCUCUAGCAGAGUAUCUGAAGUACACUGAUAUUCAGCAGCUGGACAGCAGUCAGACUCAGAAAAAGGAUGUUGACUGGAGCAAUGCCCUUAAGCAAGCAGCUUUUCAGGCCUUUGCUUCUUUAGGAGCCAAUGAUGAGGACAUCAGAAAACGGGUCAUUGAGACAGAACACCUGAUUGAACACAUCAUCACAGGCAUGAACAGUGAUAAUCCAAAAGUACAGAUUGCUGCCACUAGAUGUCUCCAUAGUCUUUCACGCUCAGUUCAGCAGCUGCGAACUACUUUUCAAGACCAUGCUGUGUGGAGACCACUGUUGAAGUUGAUGCAGUCAGACUCUGAUCAAGUGCUGACCAUUGCUUCUUCCACACUUUGCAAUCUUCUUUUGGAGUUUUCACCAAGCAAAGAGGCAAUUCUAGAAUGUGGAGCUAUCAAAAUAUUAGUGGAUCUCACAGCCAAACCUGAUCCUGCACUCAGACUAAAUGGUGUCUGGGGACUGAUGAAUUUGACGUUUCAAGCUGAACUGAAGACCAAAGCUGAAAUUAUCGAGACCCUAGGAUCAGAACAAUUGUUUGACCUUCUUUCUGAUUCUGAUUCAAACAUCUUAGUCCGCACCCUUGGGCUUCUUCGAAACAUCUUGACUAAAAAAUCUCACAUUGACAGCAUUAUGUACGAUCAUGGUAAUGAAGUGAUGCAGGCUGUUGUCUAUGUUUUGGAGGGAGAACACACACCAGAGAUAAAAGAACAGAUUCUGUGCAUCCUGGCCAACAUAGCUGAUGGCAACACAUCCAAAGACUUUAUAAUGAAAAAUGAUGAUGUUCUUAAGAAGAUUAUCUCAUAUAUGGUGCAUGCAAAUGUCAACCUUCAGAUUGCUGCAGUACUUAUUGUAUCAAAUCUACUGACAGGAGAGGAUGAUGGGGCCUAUAUGCGACAAGCAAGGCUGCGUGAACUGGGCAUGCAGCGACUUUUACAACAGCUGCUGACUGCUGAAAAUCCAUCAUUGUUUCAGAGGGUAAAAAAUGCAUUGCAGAUGUUUUCAUAGUAAACAUAAAUCUCUACUGUGGCAGUCAGUGCUUUGCAUCCAGGAAUUGGCUGACAAGUUUUCACGCAGAACUACAUCAAGACAGAUGUUUGCAGGCUUACAACCAGCAUUGUUGCAGAUGAGAUGGCAAGAUCAUCAUGUCCUCACCAGGGUGUAGUGAUGCCACAUAAAAGAUUUUGUUUCUGAUGAUGCUUGUCAGAAGGGAAUACUAGCACAUAAGCUAGAAGUAAGAUUUUCAUGAACACUUGCCUCAGUAGAUCAUUUCGUAAGACAACUAAAUAUUCCUGAUGAAAAUGUGAGAAGUUUAUGCAAGAUGACUAUUUUGAAUAUUUAUUGAACUAAAUAUUGUGAUAGUAAAA